CCGGAAACAUGUGCUAGAUCGAAAGCCUCUGGUACAGCAGUUUAUCGGUGUCUGAGGAAGCUGAAGAAGUAUAUAUCUACAGACUGCCGAAAUGGCUCCAUCUGACAGCACUGUCAUCUUACGUGUGCGCGGUUCUUUGGCUUUCUCGUGUUGGUUAGAGAGCUCCAACGGCUCACAAUCACAGAAGUCUGUUUCAACGAGUUUCAGUGAUUUGCGUGCCAAAGUUAGGGACGAAUCUUUUGUCUUCAAUUUGUGCAACAGCCCAGUGUUCAUUUGGCCAAAUAAAAACUGCCAUGCAUCAGUGAGCAGCAUAACAGAGUCUACGAGGUGUGGAGAUCUUCAGAAACAUGUAGAAAUGGAGGACGGAGAUGGGGGCGGCAAGAAGAAAAGAAAAGACAGAAAAACUGUGUCCACUGUUGUUAAUUUAGCAUCAAUGACCGAAGUGACUGUCUCAGAUGAGGAGAAUCUCACCGCCCCUCGCUUAUCCCAAAAGAAGAAAGAACACUCCUUGGAUAUGACUCUCCCCUUGGACUGUGUCGUCUCUACGGGUGCUGAUGAGACUGUUGGAAUUGUUUGUGAACGUCUCAUUGGAGCACUUUGUUCUCAACUGUUGGACAUGGAAAAUGUGGUCUCCCAACACUUGCAGGGGACAGACAUUCCCGUUCCUCAGCCUUUCCACUUCAUGCUACCCGAACCCCAUGGCCUGAUCAGCGUUGUCUACCCUGCAAAUACCUCAGACAACGAUUUGGAAUCGUGUAGAAAGGACCUACACAAGAAGUAUGAGCUGCCAGAAGAUAGACCAUACUUCAAGCGAGCAAAUGCAUUUCAAUUUCCAGACCAGCAGUUCAAGGACGGUUAUCUCCGCAAUCCACAUGAGCAUCUUAAUCAUCCAAACCUAGAGGACGCUAAUCUCUAUCUGGUGCAGGGUGUAUACAGCUACCACCACUACAUGCAGGAUCGUAUGGAUGACAACGGCUGGGGCUGUGCUUACCGCUCACUUCAGACGAUCUGCUCAUGGUUCCAACAACAGGGCUAUGUGGAGAGGACGGUGCCCACUCACAAAGAGAUUCAGCAGGCCCUUGUUGAUGUAGGAGACAAACCUGCUGCGUUUGUGGGGUCGCGGCAGUGGAUUGGCUCAAUUGAGGUGCAGGUUGUACUCAAUGAGCUGCUCAAAGUCACAUCGAAAAUUAUGUUUGUCAGCCAAGGCUCCGAACUUGCCACAAAGGGACGAGAGCUAGCAAACCAUUUUCAGACAGAAGGAACGCCAGUGAUGAUUGGAGGUGGUGUACUUGCUCAUACAAUCCUCGGUGUGGCAUGGAGUGAAAGCUCAGGGCAAAUCCGUUACCUCAUCCUGGACCCCCACUACACUGGUGGCGAGGAUCUGCAGACCAUUACUGAGAAGGGCUGGUGUGGCUGGAAAGGGCCUGAUUUCUGGGACCAGCAGGCAUACUACAACCUUUGCCUUCCUCUUCGACCAAAUAUAGUAUGAGAGCACGUGUGAGUGAGAGAGGUAGUAAGUAAUAUAUAGAACUACAGCUCUGGAGAGGAAAUGGAGCUCUGAGAAAUUGUUAGUUUCACAUUUAUUUGUAAAAAAAAAAAAAAAAAAGUAAAAAAACUCAUGUAAUAUUUUCAAACCUCAAACAAUAUAGAAAACAAGAUAUUACCUUUAAAAAAACAACAUAAUAGGCUACUUUUUUGUAACCUCGGAAGAGUUCACACCCUUUGGCAAAAAUGUCCUAUUUUAUUGCAUAAUACUGUACAGACAUUUACAGAUGUGUUAAUGUAAGAGUCAACGUGUCGGUGCAUAACUGUCAGGAGCCUGUAUAUCAGUAGUGGGACAUGUAACAAAUACACAUAUCUUCAUCUCCAAUGAGUUGUCGUCACAUUAAACAUACAACUUCUACCUUA
This is a messenger RNA of Engraulis encrasicolus (European anchovy), 1908 nucleotides long. It is a transcript of the gene ufsp2, whose product is annotated as ufm1-specific peptidase 2. Bases 92 to 1489 code for a protein of 465 amino acids. NCBI's taxonomy places the organism in Eukaryota, Metazoa, Chordata, Actinopteri, Clupeiformes, Engraulidae. The record is from RefSeq and is a predicted model, not a curated record. The transcript has 12 exons.